Nematostella vectensis (starlet sea anemone) is the source of this 2036-nucleotide messenger RNA. Its product is annotated as heat shock 70 kDa protein 13. NCBI's taxonomy places the organism in Eukaryota, Metazoa, Cnidaria, Anthozoa, Actiniaria, Edwardsiidae. Gene Ontology annotation, biological process: vesicle-mediated transport; protein refolding; cellular response to unfolded protein. The record is from RefSeq and is a predicted model, not a curated record. Gene Ontology annotation, cellular component: nucleus; cytosol; cytoplasm. The transcript has a single exon. Gene Ontology annotation, molecular function: ATP binding; misfolded protein binding; ATP hydrolysis activity. Bases 139 to 1452 code for a protein of 437 amino acids.
GUCUGUAUUGCUUUCACGCAAAAUUGAGCAUUUUCUGCGCAGUUGGUUCUACGCAUGUACGUGUUGAUACAAACUUAUUUCCGGUGAGUGGAUUCCGCAUCUUACUCUGAAAUUCACUGUUUUUUAAAGCCCGUAACAAUGAGUUCUUCGUUUGGAAUUCUACUCGGUGGUUUAUUUGGGCUAGUUGUUGCUGGAUAUAUCGCACAAAGUCGUCUUCCUCCACCAAAGCCGAAAAUAAUCGGCAUUGAUCUUGGGACUACGUACUCUUGUGUUGGGGCAUAUCAAGCUAUUUCAGGUCGAAUAGAUAUCUUCUCCGACGAAAAUGAUGACAAAGUUGUACCAAGUUUAGUUGCAUUUACAGAUAAAGGGGUCUUAGUUGGUGAAAAGGCCCUUUCUCAGGCUGAAAUCAACCCAAAGAACACUAUCUACGAUGCAAAGCGAUUCAUUGGAAAGACGUUCACAAAACAGGAAUUGUUAGAAAUUGGAAAACUUUACCAGUUUAGAGUCACCACAGAUAAACGUGGAAAUGCUGGUUUUUUAGUUGGCAAAAAAGGGAAUUUUACCGUCAUAACACCAGAAGAAAUUGGUGGAUAUGUUAUCAAGAAACUAAGGACAAUGGCUGAGAGAAAUCUAACAACCACAGUCACCAAAGCAGUUAUGUCUGUUCCUGCUGAAUUUGAUAUAAAGCAAAGAAAUGCCACAGUAAAAGCAGCUUCCCUUGCUGGGAUAACUGUGUUACGGGUCAUCAACGAACCUACGGCAGCGGCGCUAGCUUAUGGACUCCACAAAAAGGAAGGCGUGGCUAAUGUGAUGGUUGUCGACUUGGGAGGCGGUACAUUGGAUGUAUCAUUACUUAAUAUCCAGGGUGGCAUGUUUGUUACCAUGGCAAUGGCAGGCAAUAAUCGACUUGGUGGCCAAGAUUUUAAUGCUAGAUUUAUGCAAUACUUACUUCAAUUAAUACAUAAAAGAUUCAAUCGUCAAUUGACUUGCUCCGAAGAUAUUCAGAGGCUCCGACAAGAGGUGGAGGCAGCAAAGAUUAACUUGACAAGGACAAAUGAAGUUACUAUUAAACUCAUGUUGCCCUCUUUAAGUGAAGGGAAGAAAAUUGUCAAGUUUAAAGAAACUAUUUCUCGGAAAAUGUUUGAGACCAUAAAUGAAGAUUUAUUUAAAAAGGUUCUCCAGCCAAUAAGGAGAGUAUUGGCGGAGGUUGAACUCCCUAAAGAAGAAGUUGAUGAAGUGGUGCUUGUUGGUGGGUCUACAAGAGUUCCAAAAAUCAGGCAGUUGAUUCAGGAGUUUUUUGAUGGAAAACCACCAAAUGUAGCAAUAGAUCCUGAACUAGCUGUUGCCACUGGUGUUUCGAUCCAGGCUGGUAUUAUUGGUGGCAUGUGGCCCCUUCAAGUAUCUGCAAUAGAGAUUAAUAAUCAGGUUAAAAAGAUCCAAGUCAAUGAAUAGCAUGGCUGUUUAUUGGGCCUAUUCUGUGAAUACCUAGUGCUCUAUGCAAUUGUUUCCAUACUAAACUUCAGUAGAAAUCACAUAACAUAAAUUGGGAUUCUCGCAUUGAUAGUCAAGACACUUCCCCUUAAAAAUCCUAUAAAAUUACCUCAUGUUUAUCACAUGUGACAGACACAAAUGAGUUGCCCAAAAUAUUCAGACUACUGAUUAGUCUUCUGCACAGCCAUCCUUUUUGUCGGUCCUGCGUGGGAGACUAACUAUGUAUGUGAUCACUACUGUAUCAACAUAAUAUUUAUUUAUUUAUUUAUUUAUUUUUGCAUUGGAGCAAGGUCACCACAACGAUAAAACAAAGGCCGGGAUGGCCUAGUAUACAUGGAAGCUUAAAUAAAAUAAUUAUUGACAGCCAUAACUAUUUUGUUCAAACCCAAAUAUUUUUUCUUUGAAAUUACACUUCAAACCUUUCUGUGGACUUAUUACAAACAAUUUUAAUUCACAACACUCUAACAUCAUUUUAGGGAAUUUAAAUAAAACAAUUCUUGCCUUACUUAUAAUUUCUUAAUAAACUAUUUUACCUGAUCUCAAAA